Messenger RNA from Dreissena polymorpha, 2272 nucleotides. RefSeq lists its product as uncharacterized. The transcript has 2 exons. NCBI's taxonomy places the organism in Eukaryota, Metazoa, Mollusca, Bivalvia, Myida, Dreissenidae. The coding region runs from base 526 to 1596 and encodes 356 amino acids. The record is from RefSeq and is a predicted model, not a curated record.
AAAUUUAUUAGAUAAAUAGUUUAGAAUUAAGUUGCAUUUACUAUUCUGUGCAACUCUUGCUAGAUUCACAUUGACAGUAUUGGUACCACAAACUGAAGAAUUCACAGUGUUUGAAUAGAGGCACUAACUAUUUGCUGUAUUUGUGUUAUAUACAUGUCAUUUGAAGUAGACGUCUGUUCAAAAACACACACAACGUUCCAAUUCUAACAGUUUUCAUGGGCGAAAUCUCAUUUAAAGACUAUAAUUGUGCUUCAUAAAAUAUAACUCCCAGUUGAUUCUAGUUUGCUUUAAAUAUACGUGAUUUAACUUGAAAAGCUUAAGAAGUGAUUAAAUUACACAAGCUUAACAAAUACCUAUUGCGAUAUCGUCAUUCCAAUAUGGAAGUAGAAUCAUGACUUGUUGAUCUCCAAACAAUUGUCAAAUUUAUAAAAGUCACAAUUUUUUUUGUGCUAGUCAGGUGAAAAUUUGAAUUAGCUACAUAAUAACUGAAGACCUUUGAACUAGUGUAGCUUUUUUUUGGUCACUAUGCAUAAGAAGUCUUUGAGAUGUGUCGCUGUGUUAGUAACAAUAAUUGUCUUUCUUUUGUUUUAUAUGAGUGUUGAUCCAAUUGUGGUAAGGAAGAAAGGCCGACCAUUUUUCGGAAUCAGUCACUACAAAGGAACAGUGAAGCUUUUACCAUACAAUGCCAGUGAGAAGUCAACCGAUUUGGAUGCUCAGGGCCUUCCAAGGCAGUACGACUGUCGGAUACUAGUUCUUGUCUAUAACAGAGCCCAGUCUCUGCUUAGACUGCUCGAGUCCUUAAACAAGGCGGAGUACUUCGGUGAUAAUGUUAAACUGGAGGUUUGGAUAGACAGGUCCGAUUCUGGUUAUAUAGACGAAGCAACAUACGAGAUCGCAGUAGGUUUCCGUUUCCUUCAUGGAAAGUACCAAGUGAUGUGCCAUGAGAAUCAUGUAGGCAUCUACGGACAGUGGUUGUCCACGUGGCAACCCAGUGUCAACAGCUCUGAAAUCGCAGUUUUCCUCGAAGAUGACCUAACAGUCUCGCCAUUCUUCUAUAGAUAUUUAAAGCUUGUGCACAAAAAGUAUGACAAACACCCAGAAGUAAAUGGCUAUGCUUUGCAAGGGGUAUCAAUCUUGCAUGGUUACACGAAAACCCCAGAAAUGUUAAAAGGUCCUGAAGAUAGGAAAGUAUUCUUAUACCCAGUGUUGGGUACUUGGGGAUUUUCUCCUAAGAAGGCCAGCUGGAUGCGGUUCCUUGAGUGGUUUUCUGCGAUAAACAUGGACAUGAAUUUCCAGCCAUAUGUCCCCCAGAAUGUGGCUACAGACUGGUACAGGUCUUUCCAACGGGAAGGCCUCGCUGGGGGCAUGUGGUCCAUUUGGCAUAUCUACUUCGCCUGGAAAAACAAUGAGUAUACCCUGUACUCCAAUUUUGAAGGUCACCUGGGGCUGACUGCAAACUGGAAGGAAGCAGGCCUCCACUACAAGACAAAAGGUGGUCAGCCGUCCAACUCGCUUUUAACUGAAUGGAGACCUGAGUAUGACAGCCAGCCAACAUUUCCAAAACAUUUCAAUAUCUUGGGACAACAGAAAGAUUAGUUUGUAAGUCUGGGUUUAACUCAAGGGAUGUUUUUUUUGCGGGUGUAGACCUUGAUAAGCAAAUAAAGAUUUAUGUUUUCUUAAAAAAAUUAGAGGUGUCCUUGAGUAUUUUAAGAACUUAUUGUGAAAACAUCAUGUUUAAUAUGAACCUCACAGUUAUUGUGAAAACAUCAUGUUUAAUAUGAACCUCACAGUUAUUGUGAAAACAUCAAGUUUAAUAUAAACCUCACAGUUAUUGUGAAAACAUCAUGUUUAAUAUGAACCUCACAGUUAUUGUGAAAACAUCAUGUUUAAUAUGAACCUCACAGUUAUUGUGAAAACAUCAUGUUUAAUAUGAACCUCACAGUUAUUGUGAAAACAUCAUGUUUAAUAUGAACCUCACAGUUAUUGUGAAAACAUCAUGUUUAAUAUGAACCUCACAGUUAUUUUUUUUUUUAUUAUUUUCAACCGUACAAAAGGUUGUUGAAUUUCAGGAGCAAGUCCAACGCUUUCCUGUAAACCCUACCGAACCUUGUAGGUACCGGUGGUUUUUUUAUGUUGUGAAAUUAGUACUAGCAUUGAUUAUUGCUUUGAAGAUCGCUUGUUGUGAUCUCGCGAAGAGUUGUACUUUUUCAAAGAGAACUACAAUGUAAAUAUUGCUGAACUUAUUUAUUGUAAAUCAAUCAUUAAAACAGUA